AUGACCGAUGUAAUGACCAUUUGCUCGGCCGAUCGACGCGAAUCCUCCACAACAUCGGCGGGGAUCGGGUCCGAUGAUGAUGUGGUCAUGCACAGUAUUGGGACAGGCACCAGUGAAAAGAGAUCUCACGCGGCUCAGACCGACAGUCCGGUCCGCGCUUCCCCCAAAUAUGAGGCCUUCGUGAUGACUGGAGACAAGAUUCUGAACCUGAAUCCCAAAAUAUCACCGAGUUAUGCGAUGGUAGGCCGAGUUUAUGGUUUUUAUAUGGAAGAAAAUCAAACUUAAAAAGACAUCUGAAUUAACGUUUAGGUGCAUCGAAACCAACUUCCUCCCACUGUGGAAGUAGACCAGACCACCCCAAAACGGAGAGGACCCUUCGACGAUGUGCCCAGUCAUUCAAUCUCAAGGAUACCGAUUAAAAAUCGACGAUUUUUGGAACGAAAUCUGCCAGAAUCCCACUCCGACCAUCAUCUGGAGUCGAGUCGGGUCGAGAGUGAAUCAGAAUCGAUCAAUCCGGUGAGCGAGCGCCUCCAAAUAAAUAUUUCCCUUAACCAUUUUUUCCAGUCAAACCACAGCGUUAGUCAAGCGAAAGGCGAGGGACCCAUCAACUACUCCACCUCCACCCUUCCCGAAAGCGGUGGUGCCCAGGAAACGCCCAAACGACGACCCAUGACGACCCGGGAAGAGGAGUAAGUCGAGUUUGUAGAUGGGCCUUCGAACCACAACUUGAACUCAUAUUACCUUUUUCCAGGGAGAAUACAAACACGCCGAAUGGAGGCGCGAUCCAUGAACAGAGUCCCGAGAAGGAGGACUUCGAAGAGAAAUCCAUCCCCAACCAGGUCUACCGGUCGACGACGUCCAUGCCUCGAUGCAACGAGGUCAAUCCCCAGAGCUCGGGUCGGUUUUUCUUCCACUUUACUUGUUCCUCUACAAAAUUACCAACAUUUUUUUUCGGGUUUUUGCUCCUCCUAAUUAGGGCCUCAUUAUCGAAAACGUCAGCGAUUUGCUGCGAUUACUAGAAUACCUUUUAUUCUUAUUCCCGAGGACUUUUGGGAAUUGGUUGAUGAGAACGGACUUUCUGAAGAUCCGAUAAGUCGCUUGAUAGGAAUGUGUUUCUCGUUUGAUUGCUUAAUUAAACUAAUUGGAAUCGCUUUCCUUUCCCCUUUCACCUAGUUGAUUUGAAUGAGAUUGCUUGAUUUCAGAUCAGUUAUCCUUCAUGGGGGUUAAUGUGGAUGCCGAGGCCUUUGCCAGGUUCGUUCAACGACUCUUUGAACUCAAUGGAUACACUCGGAUGGAUGUAGCCGCGUAUUUUGCCAAAAAGUAAUCAAUUUUUAUCUUUAUCCAUGUAUCAUUUCCUGUGUGAUUAACAUUUCCGUGUUAAAAUUUUUUAUUUCAGUACUGAUCUCGCCCAAAAAGUAGUGGAGGAGUUUAUGUUACUCUUCAACUUUGCCGGUCUUCGAAUUGAUGCGGCUCUUAGGGACUUCCUGGAUCACGUUUGCUUGACUGGGGAGACCUCAGAUCGAACAAGAAUGCUGACUUUCUUUGCCGAAAGAUAUCAUCAAUGCAAUCCAAUCCUCUUCGAAAAUGCUGGUAAGCCUUUUUAAGGACUACUGUAGCCAAAAAACUGUCAGAUGUGUCAUUGCUCUCGUUUCAGACGCGAUUCACGCUUUAUCAUGCGCCUUGUUAUUGCUUAAUACGGAUCUUCACAGUGAUGUAAGUUUGUUGGGUUUUGUUUCUACUGUUCUCCUAGGUGACAUCCAAGAAGAUGACGACUCGAGAAUUCAUCAACAAUCUCUCUCAUACUGGGAUUCAAUUCGAUCGCGCCCUUCUGAAGACCUUAUACAAUGCAAUCAAGGCCAAUCCAUUCCAUCACAAUGAAAACGCAACUCCAAAGAAACGACCAGUCCGAGCGAAUUCAAUCGCUCAGAGAAAUAUUCGAAUGGUGCAAGAUGCUGUGGAUUAUUGUCAUGGAUGGGUCAUGAAAAAAGAAAUAUACGAUCGAGAUGGAAAGAAGAGUAAGUGGAACAAAUUUUGAAUAUUCAUAUUAGAUCAAUAAUCAUAAAAACUGUUAUUUUAGCCCCAUUUGGUCGACGGAAAUGGCAAAUGCACUUUGCGACCGUCCGAGGUCUGGUCCUCUAUCUCCAUAAAAAUGAAAAAGGAUUUGAGGGAUCCAAGUAUGACGCUUUUAACAAUUGCAUCCGACUUCAUCAUGCCUUGGCCGAGAAAUGCUAUGAUUACAAGAAGAAACAGCACGUAUUCAGAUUGGUCACAGCCAAACUCGGUGAAUAUCUGAUUCAAACCAGUAGUCCGGAUGAGAUGCAGAGAUGGAUCAAUGCCAUCAACUUUGUGGCCGCCUCUCUCUCCACCCCUGUCCUGCCUGAACCAGUUUCUAACAAAAUUGAAUUCAACUUCCAGAAGACUGUACUCCCGGACGCGAUCAGCACGUUAUCAGUGGUAAGAAUAAUCGAGUUUUAUUGUUAUUAGUUUAGCAUGAACAACUUCGAAGACAUAAGGAGAAACUGGAUGAGAUGAAUAUGAUCUUGAACAAGCUCAGGGACAGCGCGCCGUCCAUGAAGGCUAAAGGAAAAAUUGUAUACGAUUACUUUUACAGAGAACGUUAUCUAGAUAACGAAGUAAGCAUUCGGUUUGUUUUUGUCUUUCCUCUAUUUUUCAUCCUAAUUUUUUUACGUUUCAGCGACGGAGAUACGCAACAUACGUUGAUAUCCUGCAAGAUAAAUGCUCGGCCAUAUCAACGAAUGGCAGUGACUCCGUCCUGAAGAAGAAUUCGGUGACGGUGCAACGAAACUGCACCAUUUCCACGAUGCAAUCGGAGCCGGAUUCCACACGGAUUCCUUCUCGCCAAUCAAGUGUAAAUAACAAGUUACUGCCCUCAUUCCGCGACGGAAUCCCCUCCAAUCAAACCAUGGGGCCCCGAUCCGAAUCCACUGAAACUCAUCGUGUGGAGAGUCCUGUGAGUCGGCACACUACCAUGAGCGCCUUGGCCCAGGCGUAUGCUGUGGCCAAUGGGAAACCGCACAAUUCGAUCGAAAUCCAACGUCAGAUGGAUUCCCUCAAACGUCAGACCACCAAGGACGGAGCAGCGCCCGCUCUCUGUGACCCUCGCGACCUCGAGGAUCUGGUCCGACUCUCCAACGAACAGCUGGUCAACGGUUCUUACAAAUGA
This is a messenger RNA of Bursaphelenchus xylophilus (pine wood nematode), 3184 nucleotides long. The record is from the annotation of a GenBank genome assembly. Lineage: Eukaryota; Metazoa; Nematoda; Chromadorea; Rhabditida; Aphelenchoididae.